Messenger RNA from Lachancea lanzarotensis, 492 nucleotides. RefSeq names its product LALA0S05e08988g1_1 (gene UGX2). NCBI's taxonomy places the organism in Eukaryota, Fungi, Ascomycota, Saccharomycetes, Saccharomycetales, Saccharomycetaceae. Bases 1 to 492 code for a protein of 163 amino acids. The record is from RefSeq and is a predicted model, not a curated record. The transcript has a single exon.
AUGGCAGUGUCAGAAAGUAUGAAAGCAAGUGAAACACCGGUUGUGUAUUCUGUAACGGUCGGUGACUCCCCGCAUUAUACGCUUGCGACGUCGCAAUCACAAGGAUUUGCGUGGAAUCAAGAUAUAUUCGCUUCCCAGUAUCAGCAGAUGUGUAAAGUGGUUUACGACGGACACGAAGACUGCAUUGACGACCUUUUGACGUUUGACAGGUCUGGAUCUGGAUCUGGAUUGGCAUACGAGGUGCAGCAUUUGAGCGGUGGGUCCGAUGUGUUUGAGGAAGACGAUGAGCAGGACCAAACAACGCAUGACGAACUCCGGGUGCGUCGUAUGUCGCAUGUGUUGAUGCGUCCCAGAAGAAGAUCGGAACGAAGCGUGAGUUUCGUCUCAGAUUCCAAAAAUGGGCGUUUCCACAAGACAGAAGUGAUAGCGGUGGACGUCGAAGAGGACACAGAAGAAAAUAGGGAGUGGAAACGAAUUCUUCGCGAUAGAUGA